Galeopterus variegatus (Sunda flying lemur) is the source of this 1505-nucleotide messenger RNA. RefSeq names its product DnaJ (Hsp40) homolog, subfamily C, member 8 (gene DNAJC8). NCBI's taxonomy places the organism in Eukaryota, Metazoa, Chordata, Mammalia, Dermoptera, Cynocephalidae. Gene Ontology annotation, cellular component: nucleus. The record is from RefSeq and is a predicted model, not a curated record. The coding region runs from base 28 to 807 and encodes 259 amino acids. The transcript has 9 exons.
GGGUCACGUGGCGGCUUGGCCGGAGAAAUGGCGGCUUCGGGAGAGAGUGGGGCUUCGGGAGAGAGUGGGGCUUCGGGCGGCGGAGGCAGCACAGAGGAAGCGUUUAUGACCUUCUAUAGUGAGGUGAAACAAAUAGAGAAGAGAGAUUCGGUUCUAACAUCCAAAAAUCAGAUUGAAAGAUUGACCCGUCCUGGUUCCUCUUACUUCAAUUUGAACCCAUUUGAGGUUCUUCAGAUAGAUCCUGAAGUGACAGAUGAAGAAAUAAAAAAGAGAUUUCGUCAGUUAUCCAUAUUGGUGCAUCCUGACAAAAAUCAAGAUGAUGCUGACAGAGCACAAAAGGCUUUUGAAGCUGUGGACAAAGCUUACAAGUUGCUACUGGAUCAGGAACAAAAGAAGAGGGCCCUGGAUGUAAUUCAGGCAGGAAAAGAAUACGUGGAACACACUGUGAAAGAGCGAAAAAAACAAUUAAAGAAGGAAGGAAAACCUACAAAUGUAGAGGAGGAUGACCCUGAGCUGUUCAAACAAGCAGUAUAUAAACAGACCAUGAAACUUUUUGCUGAGCUGGAAAUUAAAAGGAAAGAGAGAGAAGCCAAAGAGAUGCACGAAAGGAAACGACAAAGGGAAGAAGAGAUUGAAGCUCAAGAAAAAGCCAAACGAGAAAGGGAGUGGCAGAAGAACUUUGAGGAAAGUCGAGAUGGUCGUGUUGACAGCUGGCGAAACUUCCAAGCAAAUACAAAGGGGAAGAAAGAGAAGAAAAAUCGGACCUUCCUGAGACCCCCAAAAGUAAAAAUGGAGCAGCGUGAGUGACCACCUGGGGUCACACAACCUUCCCCCACUUCUCUUCCUUCCUGCUUUGAAGGACUCAUUCUUUUCUCCCACUUCCACCCCAACAUAGAGUAGUACUUGCUUUUUAGUUCGUUUUGUUUUCAAUACAAUUUAAUAUCGAUCAGAGUAAUUCUUUUGUACAUUGAAAUAAGGGGCUUGGUUUUAAAAAGACCAUCCCUACCCCCUACCCCUAAACAACUGGGAUUGGAAGGUGUCACCAUUGGUGGUGUCUUCUUUUCCUACAGCCUGUAACUUAAUGUUUUGUACUUUGCUGAAUUGUGAUGGUUAGAAACUUCGUGUAUAGUUUGUGGAAGUCAUCCAAUUAAACAUAUUGCUUAAAAUGGUGUUGCUGUGACUUCAGAGACAAGCCUGGGCUACUUUAGGAAUCCCCUUUUCUUCAGUUGCUUUCUUCUGGGUGUGCCACCCUUGGAAGCCCCAGGUCAGAUGGCGAAGGCAGUAUGGGCACACAGAGCAGUCACUUGAUGCCCUGAUACCCUGUGGUGACUGGCAUGGGCUCUUCCGUCUGACUGACCAAUCAGUGUGGCAUGAGGCUCUGAGCCAAAACCUGUUCACUUUCCAAAGAGCUAUCCAUUCCCUAUCCACUACCAUUAUGUCCUAGCCUGUCUGUAUUUGUUAGUGGCAAUAUUCUUGAUGUAUAAUAAAUUUUUAUACUCAAACCA